Conger conger (European conger) is the source of this 2101-nucleotide messenger RNA. RefSeq names its product ring finger protein 183 (gene rnf183). The transcript has 2 exons. The coding region runs from base 232 to 1203 and encodes 323 amino acids. The record is from RefSeq and is a predicted model, not a curated record. Lineage: Eukaryota; Metazoa; Chordata; Actinopteri; Anguilliformes; Congridae. Gene Ontology annotation, molecular function: ubiquitin protein ligase activity. Gene Ontology annotation, biological process: protein ubiquitination.
AGAUAAGAGGAGGAGCAGGAGAGUGAAGAAGUAGGGUGUGUGUGUCACUGGCCUGUUGUGCUUAUUUGCGUGGCUGUUUGUCUGUCUUGCUGCAAGGUUUAGAUAAAACGCUGCUCACUCCAACUCACACGCAGGCGGUACAUGGAAUACGAUACACGGAUCAAACUGCUGCUCUGGACAGCCACUGAGUGACAUUGAACCUACCACCACAGGGCAAAGCAUUCCUUCACCAUGAGUGAUGAGAGAGAGAGAGAGAAUGACAGCCAAGGUGCCAAGCUCAAACAGCAGCUGAAUGAAAAACCAAAACCUGAAGGCAAGGACAAAACCAGCAAUAGGCCAGGGCGAGAGAGGGAACGAGAGAGGAAGGAGGGAGGAGGGAAGGAAAGAGGGAACAAGGGAGUUCGCCGCAGCAGGAGCAGUGAUACUGAGAGAAGAGGGAGGGAGGCCAGGCGAAGGGAAGACCAUGAGAGGGACAGAGGGAAGAGGAGGGAGCGUGGAAGAAGCGAAGAAGGAAGAGAGAGAGAGAAGGAAGGCCAAAAGGGCUCGGCCGAACAAUCGGAAGAUGUUGAGGACACAGAGUGUGUGGUGUGUUUCUGCACUUACGAUAACGUCUUCAAAACACCCAAGCUUUUGUCCUGUGGCCACACUUUCUGCUUGGAGUGCCUCGCACGCAUCAACGUGUCCUCGGCUGAGAUCAAAACCCUGACCUGCCCCGUGUGCCGCGAAUUGACCGACUUGCCCCAUGGCCGGGACCUGCCACAUCUGGGCAACAACCAGGAAAUAUUCCGCAAGCUGCCCCCCGAGAUGCAGAGAGCGUGGUCUGUACGCUUCAAGCGCAGCAAGGGAAAACUGGUCCUGAAAAAGCCCCUUGCCAGGACCCAAAACAGCCCAUCCAAGCCCAGCCUUACCCUUCCGAAAUUCAAGAAGAAGGUGCAGGAGGGGUCACCAGGCGAAGAGGGUGACCUGCAGCUGCCUACUCUGGAGCAUGGCCACACCCAGGCCACCACUGUGAAUGUGGGCCGGCCCCCCAACAGGGUCAGGGGUCGCAUACGCCGACUCUUCCGCUCUGACCAGUGUUACUAUGCCGCGGUGGCGGCCAUCAUCACAGUAGCAGUGGCCCUGAUGUUGGUGGGGAUCCUGGUAUUUGUGGUGGUGCCCAAUGUUGUCUCCAGGCCUCCCGCAGGAAACAAUUCUAUUCCAUGAAAUGAAAAAGACAGUAGACCCUGAUUGGGUUGGGAAAGAAUGGAUGAAAGGGGUAACAGAAUGGAAAAUCUGGUUUGAGCGCCUGAUCUUUUCAUGGACUGUUGUAACUUUACCUUUGUCACUUGCAUACCUAUAAGCUCUUAUAAUAAGAAAUGCAAACCAAUGAACACAGACAAUUUAAGUACUGUGAAUAUAUUUACUGUGACAAUUUAAGUGCACUGAAUAUAUAUGCCAUAACGUCAGGUAAAAAAACUAAAACUUAAGAUUAACAGCAAUACUGAAAUAUAGCAAUGCUGAAAAGGUAUAAGGGGAGCUUCCUUUUUCUUAAGACCAAAGCAAUGUAUUCACAUUAUUUUAUUCCUGUAACUUAAAGUGCCUUGAUUUUUCAGUUUUGGUGAAUUUUGAAACUUCUGUGGUGACUGGUGGUCACAAAAGUUAGUUGUCACACUUGAAAUACCAGAGUUUGGGGGGAAUGUCGCAUCUGACACUACUAAUGGAAAACGGCAUAUAAAGGAGCAAUUUAAGAAUGCAAACACAUUGCUUUGCUGGGAAAGGGUCUCAAAUAUGUGAUUUUUUACAUGAAAAAAUUACGAACUUUAACUGUACAUUGUCUUUCUUUUGUGAAAUGAUACUUCAGGUUAAACAAAAAUCUAAUUUUAAGAAUUUCCUGAUGACUUAACUAUAGUAUAAAUUACUGAAGGAGGAAGAACAAUUCAUGGCCUUUGAGAAUGCUUUAUAUAAAACAAGUUUUCCUAAAUGUACAAGACUUAGUACACUGCUAAUCCUCUUUUCAUCCACUGAUAAUGCUCUGCACUUGUAAAUAUUUAAAUACAACUACAAAGCUGAAAUAAAUUAAAAUAAUGUAUUUGUCUAAAAAAAAUAAAAAGACUUGAAUCUA